Knipowitschia caucasica is the source of this 849-nucleotide messenger RNA. NCBI's taxonomy places the organism in Eukaryota, Metazoa, Chordata, Actinopteri, Gobiiformes, Gobiidae. The record is from the annotation of a GenBank genome assembly.
AUGGGAGAUGGGAGCCACCGCUGUGGACCCAACCCACUGUGCCCGGAGCGCAGCCGCUCCCCGGUGCACAGCUCCACGGACACACCGGGCACGUCCGCCUCCACGCCCACGUCCUCCAGUGAAGACGGCCACGACAAACUGCUGGGAGUGGACCCGGACUACUGCCGCCGCAUCCUGGUUAGAGACGCCAAAGGCACUAUAAGAGAGAUCGUGUUGCCCAAAGGCCUGGACUUGGACCGGCCGAAGCGCACGCGCACGUCGUUCACGGCGGAGCAGCUGUACCGUCUGGAGCUGGAGUUUCAGCGCUGUCAGUACGUGGUGGGCCGGGAGCGCACGGAGCUGGCGCGGCAGCUCAACCUCUCCGAAACACAGGUCAAAGUUUGGUUCCAGAACCGAAGGACAAAGCAGAAAAAGGACACGACGAAGGACUCGGACAAGCGCUCUUCCUCCACCUCCGAGUCUCUGGCCACUUGUAACAUCUUAAGGCUUUUGGAGCAGGGCCGGCUCCUCUCCGGCCCCGCUCCUCCUCCGAACCCCCUCCUGGGGCCCCACCAUAACGGCUCCCUCCUGGGCAGCCCCGGAGCUUCCUCCAACUCCCCCAGCCUCAACAGCAACCCGCCGACCUCCCUGCCCUCCACAUUCGGUCUCUCCCUCCCUUCUUUGGGGGGGACACCUCCGUCACCGCGGCUGGGAGUCCCACCCCCUCACUCCCUGUGCUUCUCCAUGCCGCUCCUGGGGGCCCACCAUGAACUGAGCUCGGCGUACGGCUGUGGCUCUUCGGCCUUUGAGCCCUACAUGCGCCUGGACAGAAAGGACGUGGAUCUGGGCGGGAAGAAAACCGUGUCCUAA